Messenger RNA from Paramacrobiotus metropolitanus, 1912 nucleotides. RefSeq lists its product as uncharacterized. Bases 362 to 1477 code for a protein of 371 amino acids. NCBI's taxonomy places the organism in Eukaryota, Metazoa, Tardigrada, Eutardigrada, Parachela, Macrobiotidae. The transcript has 9 exons. The record is from RefSeq and is a predicted model, not a curated record. Gene Ontology annotation, cellular component: nucleus.
GAAAAUUUUUGCACAGUUUUAUAACUUUUAUUCAUUUUUUUGUCCGAAAACUCAACUUCAAGCACGACAUUCUCGCUGUUAGAUUUAUUAUAACACAGUUAUCGCAUAAUAAAUUUGGAAAAAAAAUUAUCAAUCCGGUCUCCGCACUGUUUUUGGUUAACCCUUUGGCUCGGUUACUUUUUUCGGGAGUGGCGUUAGCACCUAAUGAGUAGUUACAUCGAUUGGUCGAUGGUUGAAGUCCUGUGCAUCGUGCACGAACCCUUCGAAGAUUUCUUCGCAAAACUUACUUUGUUAAAAGGAAUCCUUGUUUAUUUUAUCGAAAGCUGGAAUAUUUCAGUUUCUUUGUGAUCAUAAAGCAACCAUGAGCAAGGUCUGCAGUCGCGAUGCCAAAACUCCCAGUGGUGCUUCUGCUAAAUCUUCUUCCGGAGAUCCCCGUCUAACAGAAUGGAAGAAUUUUUUUCUGGACAGCGGCAUCCCAGAGCAUGCAGCAUCGGAGUAUGCUGGCAUUUUCGUCAAAGAGCGUAUCAACUGGGCCAUUCUGAAGAAUCUCGACAAGGGUUACCUCACCGAUAUGGGCAUAAAUACCAUCGGUGACCAGAUAUCUAUCCUCCAGGCCGCGAAGCGCUACAGCGGCGAGCAGUAUGCUCCGGGCAGCGCAGCCGUGUCCACGUCAGUUCCCAAGAGUUUCACUUUGGCGCCUUUGCGAAUGGACACAGAGGAAGCUUUGCCUUCACGCACUGUCUCCUCAACGGCGAAACCUGUGGAGAACAGCAGACAUAAACCCGAUAUAAGUUUCGUGGGCAAGAUAACUGCCCCGGAACCUCCUGUGACCAUUAGGACUGGUAAAAGCGAAGUUUCAUCAACGGCGCCACUCCGCUCUAUUGUUAAAACUACGGGAGAUUCCAGAGGAACAGUAAUACUUGUCCGUUCUAAGCGCCCUGUAGAAGAGGAUGAUAAGGAACGCGCAAUCGUGAAGCGACUUUCCGCUCUCCCACCAAAGCAAGUGCGGGCUCAAUCGCCACAGGAAGUUAUGUUCAACGUCCGACUUGGAGCUGGUCCUAGUGCCAAGCGGGAUGUGUUCUCACGGUUAACCCCAAAGGGCGUCAAGACAUCCGGCAAUACAAACUUGGUUCACGUCUUGGAGUCGAAGAUGUCCCGACUCAGCACCGCCGCUCCUGUCCAAACUGAGCGAGAUAAGCCCGUGGUGGCUACUUUGGUAUCGGACGCCAUGGAGACUUCCGCGUCACCCUCUAUUUUUAACCGCCUGGGUUCAGGCGACAGCAAUGUCCGCAGUCGUAUUGGUCUCACAACAGCGCAAGUGCCGGCUGUCUCGCGGUCCAGUUCAUCAUCUUCGACUGUAUUCAGUCGUUUAGGUUUUGCUGCCGGUAAUGGUCGAAGCCAGAACGGUGCAGCACUGCCUCCAGGCGAUUUAAGGCAGCGUUUGAAUGUGAAGGAUCGGCUGGGAGUGCGUAGAUAAAGGAUUUUGUACGUAUCGUUCGUUGUAUCAGUAAUUAAUUAAGCUUCUCUCAUUUUAGUAAGUUUCGUGGCUUGUUUUAUUGUUCGAAUAUGUGUUAGGAGUGAUUUUUCUCGUUAACACUGUGUAAGGAAUUCAAAGCUACUGGUGCUUUGAGAGUUGGGUUGUAUACUGUCUCUGCAUUUCCAUAACUAAUUUGGAGCCCUGAAAAUCAGAAGGGUGUCUUAUAUGGAUGCCGAGUGUUGAAGUCGCGCCUACUAAUACGGUGACCGCACUUCUGAGUGGCACUGAUUGUACCUUUGUUACUUAAUAAUAAGCUGCGAUUUUAUUGCGAUUCUGCUGCAACAAGCUUCUUCUAAUAUGCUGCACAUUUCCCAGUUUUCUUGGAGACAGUGUGAACUACAUGGGUUGAAAUGCCUUAAUUUACCGUGGACGAAA